Molecule: messenger RNA, 3156 nt
Organism: Labeo rohita (rohu)
Lineage: Eukaryota; Metazoa; Chordata; Actinopteri; Cypriniformes; Cyprinidae
Product: toll-like receptor 4
Exons: 3
Coding region: 588-3044 (818 amino acids)
Biological process (GO): inflammatory response; defense response to Gram-negative bacterium; toll-like receptor signaling pathway
Cellular component (GO): membrane
Molecular function (GO): protein binding; transmembrane signaling receptor activity; lipopolysaccharide immune receptor activity
Source: RefSeq, a predicted model, not a curated record
UGUUGUUAAAAUCUGAAAGUCAGAUCAUACUAAAGUCAUUGGUGAGGUUAUCUUUGUAGCAAAGUGAAGAGGAAAUUCAGGUUUUUGACUGAAGUGACCUUGUGUUAGAUGUGUGUGCAGGGCCAUCUGCUGGUACCUCUUGUUUUUCAUCCUGUGUGCCUUGCUUUUAGGUUUAAAUGUUUUGUUUUUUUAGUGAUUGAGUGUAAGAAUGUGAUGUUUUCUUACAUUAGGGCUAGUAGAUUAUCUUCAAAUCAAAGUCCUGAGCAGUCUGUUACGUUUUCUAUGUUUUUGGUGAUCAUGUCAUCAUAGUUAGUGGCUAUUUAGUAACUUAAAUGUCAGAUUUAGCAAUUCAUGGUUGAUUAUGAAUGGCAGAGGUAAUUAUUUUCGUUAUGAAACAUUUAAAUUGAUUUUAAAUAGUUUCACUUUAAUUCAUUGGGAUGUUUUGGAAAUUAAUGACUUAUUCAGGAUUACUUCUCAUGUAUUUUCAGCCAAAAUUCCCCAUUGUUUAAAACCAUGGCAUUAGGUCUUUAUAUUCAGUGAGCUCAAACAAGUCUGGCUUAUUUUAUGAAAGGUUGAGAAGAGUCGAGAUGAAUUUCUUCACUGUUAGUUUAAUUGUAUAUUUUUCUGUUGGGGCUGGAAAAUCGUGCACAGAAACUACUGAGAAUCAGCACUAUACAUGCACAGGAAGAAACCUCAGCUACAUACCAUCCAGUAUUCCUUCCUCCAUUCAGACUCUGGAUUUCAGUUUUAAUGUUUUGAAACGCUUACGGAAGACCGUUUUCCCAGUUUUGUCUUUUCUACGAGUUCUCGAUCUGUCAAGAUGCCAAAUCAAGCACAUUGAAAAUGAUGCUUUCCACAAUGUGAGGAAUUUGACUACUUUAAUCCUCACUGGAAACCCAAUUACAUAUUUUGGACCUGGAGGCUUGAAUUCUUUACAUAAUCUACAAAGACUAGUUCUUGUGGAUGUUGGUAUCUCAUCUUUACAGCUUCAAAUAAAUAAUCUAACCAAGCUGCAGGAGCUUAGAGUCGGGACAAAUAACAUCCAGUCCAUGUCUCUCCCUCCAUUCAUGAGCUCCUUCAAAGACUUCAGUUUACUUGAUCUACAUGCCAAUAAUAUAUCUGUCAUCAAAACUGAUCACACAGUUUUGUUGCGAGAGAUUGGCAGAAACAUGACUUUGAUUCUCUCUAGGAAUCCGUUAUCAUACAUUGAACCAGGAGCAUUUAAAAACAUUCAUCUCUGUGAACUGGACAUCCGAUCUGUCUUUCCUUCAUUUGCUGCUCAGGAAAUUGGUCUUAAAGCUCUGUAUGGUCUUAAUGUCAAAAGGCUGAAAUUUGGAAAGUACAACGGCGGUUUCAGAUUUCACUUUUCAGAUACUGAUUAUUUAUAUGGUCUGUGCUCUAUUUAUUUCCAGGAGGUAUAUUACUACAUUAUGGAAAGACCUAAUCAGCCAAUUUCUUUCUUACACUGUAUGAUUAAUGCCACAACUGUAGCAGUAAUCGGAGGUGUAAUUAAUAAAAUGGAGUAUGUACCUUUUCGUGAAAUCAAAGAGCUUCACUUGAUUUCCGUUAAGUUAAGUACUUUGCCAGGUAAACAGCUUUCACAUCUCCGUGCUUUAGAAAAAGUAGUAAUUACACACAACAGUGCACCUAUUUGGGCUGAUGCGUUUAUAGAUAUGCCUAACCUUCAGUAUUUGGAUUUAAGCUCUAACCAGAUUACCUUAUAUAAAUGCUGUACCACACUUUUCAGUGGCACCCCUCAAAUCAGAUAUUUGAAUUUGAGUCAAAAUAUAGAUAUUGGUUUUGAUUUGGGAGGAUUUGAUGCACUUGCUUCCCUUGAAAUUUUAGAUUUGCACCGUACAAAUGUUGAACGUGUUGGAUACCUUCCAGUUUUGUCCAGCUUAAAGUAUUUGAGGUAUCUGGAUGUUUCUUAUUCAAGUAUCACUUUUAUUAAUAUAUUCAGCUUCUAUAGACUGAAGAAUCUUAAUGUUCUCAAGAUUGCUGGCAAUAAAUUUCAGGGUGAUGUAGCAAGAUAUUUAUUUAAUAAUCUCACUUUACUAGAGCACCUUGACAUGUCAUACUGUCAUAUGGUAGAGUUACACCCAAGCUCAUUCAAAAAUCUUCAGAGGCUUAGACUUUUGAAUCUCAGAGGUAACCAUUUAAUGACUGUAGAUUUUCUGGCCUACCCAAGCCUGAAGCAAUUAACAUCAGUUUAUGUCAAUAAAAACAGCAUUACAACCAUCCCACUUCAUGUUCUCCAAAAGCUGCCCGCAAACCUUUCAGAGUUUGAUUUGUCCUCUAACCCCAUCUAUUGCUCCUGCUCCCAGACAGACUUUACUUUGUGGAUUAUCCAAAAUCAGAACAUUUUGAAGCAACCGGAAAAUAUUUUCUGUAAAACCUUUUCACAAAGCUUAGAUUUUAGAGCAACAGACUUUGACAUUGACAGCUGUGUGCACAUGAAAAGACUCGCAAUUGUUUUAUCUGUAUUUUUCAUUACAGUCGUAGUUCUUUUAUCAUUCUUGGUUUAUAGGUUCCAGUUUUAUCUUCAGUAUUGCUGUAUUUUACUGAGAGGCUACAGAUCACCUGGUCAACAAGAAUGUUCCUAUGACGCAUUUGUGAUUUUCUCCAGCUAUGAUGAAGUCUGGGUCAUGAAUGAGCUGAUGGAGAAUCUGGAGAACGGUGUUCCACCUAUUCAGCUUUGCCUUCAUAUGAGGGACUUUCAAGCAGGGAAGUCCAUCGCCUCCAACAUUAUCGAUGAAGGAAUAAUGGGCAGUCGUAAAAUCAUUGUGGUCGUGUCUCAACACUUCAUUGACAGUGCCUGGUGUCGCUUUGAGUUUGAAUUAGCUCAGUCUCGCUUUAUGAUGGAGCGCAAUGCCAACAUCAUCAUAAUCAUUCUGGAAGAUGUCGAAGAGAGAAAGACUAAGAAAGUGCUUGGGCUUCAUAAACAUCUAAAGAAGAACACGUACCUGAAGUGGAGCAGAGACCCUUUGAGUAACAUGAGAUUCUGGAUACGCCUUAGGAAAGCCAUUAUUGCCACAAACCAAUAAUAUUUCUUUGGAGAACAGAUAGUUCUUGUGUAUCCCUUUUCAGUACUUAUUAUGGUGUAUUCAACCAUUUUUGGCAAUUAAAAACUUCUCGUUUGAAAACAAUCAGAUUUGU